Messenger RNA from Linepithema humile (Argentine ant), 4883 nucleotides. RefSeq names its product Fancd2 (gene Fancd2). The record is from RefSeq and is a predicted model, not a curated record. NCBI's taxonomy places the organism in Eukaryota, Metazoa, Arthropoda, Insecta, Hymenoptera, Formicidae. Gene Ontology annotation, biological process: homologous chromosome pairing at meiosis; interstrand cross-link repair; mitotic intra-S DNA damage checkpoint signaling. Gene Ontology annotation, cellular component: nucleus; condensed chromosome. Gene Ontology annotation, molecular function: DNA polymerase binding.
UUUUGCUUCAUUUUCUUUCUUUGUUAUUUUAUGCAAAUAGAAUAAGAAAUAGAUGUUAUCUGUAAAUUUCGUUGAAAUAUUUUUCAUUUCUGAAAUAUUAAUAAAAACAAGUGAAAGAAUUUAAAAGCAUUAUGGAUAAAAGAAAAUUAAUGUUUAAAACCAGUUUACAUAAGGAUUUGCAACUAGCCAAUCAAUCAUUGAAAAAAACUGCUUCUAUUAUUAAUAGUGAACAAAUAAGUUCUUCAACUAAUAUUACAGUACAAGAUAAGAUUGAUCAUUUACUUGAUGAUAGAAGCUCAACUGUAAAAUCCUCAACAUUGAAACCACUCCAACCAAAUAAUCAAUUGACAGUAAGAAAUAAUCUGUCUAUUGCAAAUAGGAAAAGAAACCUUCAUGAAAUUGAAAAAGAUGAUUCUACUGCUGGCUGUAAAUUAUUGAAUACUAAAACUUCAAAGCAGCUAAAUAGCCAAAUAUCAACCAGCACUGCCUCUAUGAGCCAACAGGAAAAUAUUCAUUUAACAGAAGAUAGGAUUUCAAGAUCAAAGAAAUUGAACACUUCUAAUUCAUCAAUGGAGAAAUCAGUUUCUCAGAAACGUAAAGUUUUAAGUUCAAAUUUGGCAGAAGAAACUUCAGACAGUGAUCUUGAUCUAUCACAUGAUAAAUAUACUGUUAUAAAAAAAAAACUAAAUAAAACUGAAGUUGAUAGAAAUGCACCGUAUGUUACUCAAGAUGUUGGUAUUAAUCAUCAGUCUCCUAGAAAAACACUUUCUUUGGUUCAUAGAUCACCUGUUGAACCAAUUACUAAAUCUAAUGUUUCUCAGAAAAAGCAGCAGGAUAAGAAAGAGUUUUAUUCGCCUGUAAAUUUAGAGAAACAUAAUAUUAAUAGUAAACAAUUAGACAAAUGCAAAGUUAAUAAUGAAGAAUGUUCUCUAAAAGAGCAAAGUUUUCGUAUAUCUGCUUUUACCAACUUGUUACAGAAAUGUGGAAUUAUAUUAUCAAUUGAUGAUGUACAUGUUCUGAAUGUUCCUCCAUCCAUUGCUAAAUGGAAGAUGAAGAAAAUGUUAAAUUCAAAGCAGCAUCAGAAGACAGAUAUAAUUGAUUGCAUAGAAAAAUAUAUCCAAAGUGAAGUGUGUUUUGAAAAGAUGUUAAAUGAUAUGGAAUUAUCUGUUGACAGUAGAAGUUUUAGUGCUCUAAGAAGUGUGUCUCUCGCAAGAAUGCUACUGGAGGUUACAGAAAUUCAAGCAGAUGUAUAUAAUAUCUUUAUGUCUAAACUUAACGAAUCUGUUUUAUUAGCAGAUACUCCAGAAAAAGUACCUUGGGCAGUAUUAUUAUUACACCAGUUUCGUUUUUUGGACACCGUAAUCAAUGUUGAUACAUUAACUACAAAUAUAGAGCAACUAUUGGAAACAUGUCCACAAUGGUUUCAAUAUGAACUCAUCUUAUUCUUGCCUGAUAUUCUAUCAGACACUCAACAUCAAGACAUUGCUGAAAUUCUAAUGAAAAUGUUGGAAGAAAAUUGCGAGUUGACAAAUGUAAUUUUAAAUUGUAUCGCCAGUUUUAACCUUGGCAAAGAAUAUUUGGAACAAUAUAAACUUAAAGUAUUACAUUUGUUAAAAACAAAUAUGAAAGUUGAGCUUAUACCAACUGUCAUCAGAUUUCUUCUUAAUGAUUGUGUAUGUCCCGAUAUUGUCAAACAAAUGAUACUUGUAUUACGAAGUAUAGAAACGCAGCCUCUUGCUGGGGAUGAAGUUAAAGACUGUUAUAAAAAUCAAGUACAGAUCAUUAAAACGUUAAAGAUGUGUAUGUUACUAGCUAAGGAGGUGACGCAUGCUGCAAUAGCAGUGAUAAAAGACAUUAAUAAAAAUCCAAAACCAUUAGAUUUAAUUAUUUUGCUUCUGGUAUUCUCUGGGAUGGUAAAGCAAAAAAAUGCAGAAAUUUUAUUGAAACAAAACAUACAAUGUGGUUUUUAUAGAAUAAGUUUACUUCAUACACUUUACAGUGAUUACAAAGAGGUUGUUCGAGAAUUACAGCCAGUGAUAUUACAAUUAGCGGGUAAACUAUUGAAAUCCGAAGAACGUGUGUUCACUAAUUUCGCAAUAGAAUGGUUUCGAUUACAAAUUCUUAGCCAGAAGGAUAUGUUGUUUAAGCAGCGUGAGAUUAUAGAAAAGAUUAUUCUUUUUAUGGGUAAUAACGAUCAAACUGUGAAACAUGCACUAUCUGUUCUUUGUAAGAUAGCGGAAAAUAUGAAUGACAAAGAUUGUUUAGUAUCGCAUUGCAAUCACCUGAGAAUUUUAUUAGAAAAGAUAGAUUGCUUUGGGCUCGAAGAAGUUGGCACUCUAAGUGACCUAUUGCACAGAUUAUGUUUGUCUGACGACGCCACUUCGGAAUCCCUACGGGAUGAUUUGUUUAUACUGUUGCAAAAACAAUUGUCUUCUGCUAAACCAAUUACAAAAUGCAAAGGUGUCAUGGGAGCAGUAAUGGCGAUAAAACAUCUAGCAGCAAGAACCGAAACUUGUAAUCAAGCCCUAAAAUUAUUUAAUAAAGUAAUGAAGAGUGUAAGAAGUUGUUCGAAGUCGCAACCUUUAUUUUAUGACCAACUAGCACAUGUAAUAGCACAAACUGAACUCAUUAAUACAGAUUUUCUCCAAAAAAUUAGCAACUGCAUUGAAGAUGAGUUUGUUAAUACAUAUAUGACAGAUAAACAAUCUAGUGAUGAUUUAGUACCUAAAUUUGGAUUAAAUAAUACAGAAAAUGAGCCACAAAACUGUGUGUUAAACUUCGGAAAUAAAAAAAGUGGUCCAAUCGCACCAAUAUUGUUUCGUCUUCUCAAAACUUGUUGCAUGCGACUCAGCGUGCACGGAGAAUUGGAGGCCAUAGACGCUCUUUUGGGAUGUGGAAUGUUAAUGCCAUCAUCUUUUGAUAUACCAGAACCUUCAGUGCUAGAUCUUCUUAUAUGUGGUAUUAAUUGGUUUAGAGAAGUAAUCACAGGCUUUGUCACGCAAACAGAUCCUUUACUACGAGAACAAGUACUAAAACGUUUGGAUUCGUUGAUAUACUUGCAGGGUGAACUAAACACAUUAUUAACAUUAUGUGAUACUAAGUACCAACCAUUGCCAUGUUACUUUCAUUACUUUCCAUUACCUCCAUUUAUAAAAAAUGAAAAAAAGACUGGCAAAAAAGGGAAGAAAUCUACGAAAGGAAAGAAAUCUAAAGUUAAUAUAACCGAAAAGACUGAAUCCUGGGAGAUAGAUUCAACACUUUGCUCCAAAAAUCCAGCGUAUUUUCGGAAGUUUGAUGCAAACAUAGCCUAUUUGUUGGAUAUUGAAAUAACUUUACAAUCAUCACAGUCUGAAACACAAGGCAUAUCAAUCAAGCAAGUCUGUUUUCUCGUAAGAGAACUCUUGGCGAUGUUCGAAAAUGAACCCUCCGAAUCUUUUAUGAAAGAUUUAAUACAUUUGUUGCCAAAAGUCUGCUCAAAAUUAGACGAUGUUAUCAAGAUAUUAAGACAAAGUAACAAUGACGAUUUCAGAAAAGGAGCAAGAUUAUUAUUGUGCCUUCUUACCAAAAUUUUCAAUUGGAAAGGAUUUUUGAGUGUGACAUAUAACACGUUGCUACGCGAGGGAUUACGUAGUUUAGCUAAACAAGUUAAUGAAGAAAAUGCACAAUUGCGGUCUUGUAAAGAACUUGUUGCGGAAUCAUACAAAUAUUUUGAAUCAUUGUCAGAUAUUGCUACUGAGAUAUCAUUAGCUACUGCUCUUGUCAACGUGUGCCAAUCGUUGAUGAAACAUUCUGAAACUUAUAUGCAACAGCAUAAAAGCAAACAUGCAAAAUUGGCAUAUGGAUUUCUUUGUCUGGAAUGGCCUGAAGAUAGACAUACUGGUCCUCAGUACAAAUUAUCUAUUAUUCAAUUAUUGAAUAAUUGGAUAGAUAAUGAAUCAUCGCCACUAGAUACAAUAACGUCAAUUUUAGAAUGGUUACCAGAUGAAACGUCCAAUUUGGAAAACGCCCAAAGUGCUUUAACAAGAAUUCCUUCUGUGAACAAAUAUGUUUUUCACUUGUUAUAUAAAAAAUUAUUUGAAGGUUUAAUUAAAGGUAUCAAUGUAUCAUUGUUAGCAACCAACUCAGAUCCAAAGAGAAUAAAGAUAUGGCAUAACAUUGCACUAAAUGUUCAAAAACUUGUGCUGAUUUGUAAAAGUUCAAAAACGAAUACUAAUAUACAACUAUUUCUGCGAUAUAUGCCUACGAUAAUAAAACAAUUUUUAAGUACUGGUAUGCCAAUACUCGAACAUAAUCUGAAAUAUCAAACAGAUGAUAUAACUAAUAUUCUUAAAAUGAUGCAAAGUGGUACACGGCAUCUACAUGCUAUAUGCUGCGACUGCACAGAGAAAAAGAACUUACUACUAACAAAAUAUGUGCCUGUAGCAAAAUCUAUAUUGGAGAAAUUAAUUUAUAGUGUCAAAGGGAUGUUAGUCCUUAACGAUAGUGCAGCAGCCUUUUGGAUGGGGAAUCUUGUUAAUAAAAAUUUAGACGGCCGUGAAAUUCUUUCGCAGACUUCAUCAGAAGAAACUGCUUUAUCACACAUAAAUGCACUUUCAGAAGAAUUAGUCAGUGCAUCAUCUGAAAUCUUGGAUUCUGAUUUAAGUGAAGAUCCAAUGGAAGAAAACGAGGAUGAUUGUAUUGAUGAAUCAUAGGUGUGGUGAUAGAUACGUCAAAAUAGAUACAUAUAUAAAUAGAUACAUAUAUAAUUUCAUUGUAGAAAUAAUUAAAAGUUUGAACAAGAAAAAGAAAAAACUGAUUUUUAUAUGAAUAUAGAAAAUUGUUACAUUUGUCACAUGAUUACAUAAUCAUGUGAAUAUGCAUAGAAUAGAAAUAUGUGAAAUACA